Messenger RNA from Plodia interpunctella (Indianmeal moth), 1178 nucleotides. RefSeq names its product spindle B (gene spn-B). The coding region runs from base 166 to 1119 and encodes 317 amino acids. Gene Ontology annotation, molecular function: four-way junction DNA binding; ATP binding; ATP-dependent DNA damage sensor activity. The transcript has a single exon. Lineage: Eukaryota; Metazoa; Arthropoda; Insecta; Lepidoptera; Pyralidae. Gene Ontology annotation, biological process: telomere maintenance via recombination; double-strand break repair via synthesis-dependent strand annealing; resolution of mitotic recombination intermediates. The record is from RefSeq and is a predicted model, not a curated record. Gene Ontology annotation, cellular component: Rad51C-XRCC3 complex; replication fork.
UUAUUUGAAUUAUAAGAGUAAAGUGAGGGAGGUGCCUACACCUAACCACCUAGGUACCUAGAAAGUAUUAUUAUUUUCAAAGUUUUCUUCGUUGGAGGUAUAGGUACCUACAAAAAUUGGUAAAAAUUCUGUAAUCUAAAAUUAAUUAUAGAAUACAAUAGGUACAUGUAUACGAUGCCAACCUUAAAAGAUUUGCUACCUUCCAAAUUACAUGACGUAUUAGAACGAGCUAACAUUUGUACAAUUAAAGAAAUUAGUAUUCUAUCUAUAAAUGAAAUGAGAAAGUUUACAAAUCUGUGUAAUGAAGACAUUUUAUUAAUAAAAAACAUUGUUUGCCAUCACUUCUGUCCGAAAAUUAUUACAAGUGAUCUAUUAGAAACAGAUGUGAGGAUUACCACAGGAUGUGAUGCUCUAAAUGACAUUCUCAAAGGUGGAUACAGAAGAGGUACUAUUACUGAAGUGUAUGGUGAAAGUGGGUGUGGAAAAACUCAACUGGCAAUGCAGUCUGCAUUAAAUAAUUGGCAAAAAGGUAGUGUUCUGAUAUGUACAGAAGAUUUAUUCCCUGUUAAAAGAUUUGAACAAUUAAAAAAAGGUUUACUGACGUACAAUCCGGACAUAGAUUAUGGAGAAAAUAUUUUUGUUGAACAUGUAACAGAAGCUCAAGAUUUGCUAUCAUGUAUAAGAGUACGCCUGCCAAAGCUACUCACUAAACAUAAGCCAGCAUUAAUUGUCAUUGAUUCAAUAGCAGCACCUUUCCGUGUCGAAAUCACAAAUUAUAUACAACGGGCUGAAGAAUUGAGGGAAGUGGCAGUUACAUUGUUAAAAAUCGCAAAAAUAUUCGAUUUGGCUAUACUUUGUAUAAACCAGGUGUCUGCUUCAUUUAAUGAAAAUGUUGAAUUAUUACCUUCCUUAGGCCUUGCAUGGUCUAACAUGAUUUCCACCAGAAUAUGGAUUAAAAAAACUACCUCUUGCAUAGAUGUUAGAACAAUUACAUGCGAUAAUACAGUAAAAAGUAAAGGUGAAGUUUACAUUAGAGAGGCUCAUGUAAUGUUUGCACCUGAUGUGCCUAACAGUCUAAUUAAAUUUGUAAUAACAGAACUAGGUAUCAUUGCAAUUUAAAUAAUAUAUUAUCUACAGCCUAUAAAAUAUAUCUAUGAGUAAAGAAAUAUGAAGUUACA